UAUAAGAAGGAAAAUACUUGUUAACCAUACAUCGCACUUAAGGCCUUGGCUGUGUAGUGCCUGCGGCGCAGAUACCUAGUAGUUCCAAGGGCCAUGAGGCGCCAGGGGCUACUCCUGGUAGCUUUGCUGGCUCUUGCGGGUUUGGUGUUAGAUGUUGAUGCAACAAACAAACCACCACCUCCUAAACGUUCACCUCCACCAUCGCCAUCGCCCCCACCUCGACCACCGCGGCCACCGCACCCUAAGCGCAAGCCACCACCGCCUCACCCACCUCCUUCUCCUGUGACUGGUGAUGUCCAAGUUAGCGUCACAGUAUCAGGCCGUGUGCUGGUCUCCACCGCGCACGGCAACCCCUACAAGAACAUCUCCAGUGAGGACUCCAUCUACCGGGUGCUCGACAACGACAUCAUCCACCACCUGCUCGACCCAACCGCCAACGACUCGUCAACCAACGCGCUGCGCGUCAACCUGCGCAAUGCCGACUCGCUGCUGACGGGCGACGAGGUGGAUGCGCCACUCACACUCACCGUGCCUGCUGGCAUUGCGGAGAAGCUGAAGCUGGGACCCGCAGCCUCCUCCCCAAGCAGCUCCUCUGGCCGCCGCCGCGCCCUCACGGAGGAGCAGUCUCGCGCCCGCCGCAUGAUCCUGGACUUCCACGGCACGCGGCGCAGCGUUGCGGAGGUGCAGACCCUGGGCGCGCUGCUGGGCAAGCUGGGCAACUACACGGUGGUGCCGGAGGGAACCAUGCCGGAUGUCAAGGACAAUGUGGGGGCCAAGGAUCUGUUCAUCAUCAACGGCCAGCCCCAGAACAUCAGCUCCAUGACCUUCCUGUUCAAGAGCACCAAGUGCGGGGUGGCCACGGGCAUGAACGCCGACACCAUCCGGCAGUACUGGUACGACCAGGGCGACCAGGCGCCCGUGGUGGCCACCCUGCAGCGAUACUACCGGGUGUGCUCAUACAACCAGCUCAACUUCCCUCCCGAGCUGAACCAGGUGAUGGAGCUGGACAUCCCCUGCACCGGCACCGCCUCGCACGGCGCCUACAACCUGCUCACAGGCAACGGCAACGGAGUCAACCUGGAUGCAGAGCUGUACGCGCUGCCGGACCUAGCCAAGGCCUGGCUCAAGACGAACAACCUGACCCUCUACAACAAGUGGAACACAUACCGGCGCAAGGUCAUGUUCUGGCCCUUCAACUUCGGCACCGCGGACCCCGCCAAGUGGCCCGCGCAGUUUUCUGGGCUGGCCAGCAUGGGUUGCCCGGGCACCCCCUUCGACUGCUUCACGUGGCUCAACCCCUCGGGCUCCGACACCAAGCCAGACAUGGUGACCGCCUUCCAGGAACUCGGCCACAACAUUGGCCUGGCGCAUUCCGCUCGCGUCAUCUGCGACGGCGGCGGCUGCUUCAAGGACGAGUACGGCGAUUUCUCUGAUCCCAUGGGCUCCGCGGGCCCUACCGACUGGGACAAGACCAUCAUCUGCCCCACGGCGCCACAGGCGUACAAGGCCGGCUGGGCUUCCCCCAUCGCCGAGGGCGACGUCAAGAUUGCGGAUUUGGAUGUGGGUGUGUUCAACGAGUACAAGAUCCCGGCAAUGGGUCUGGGCAAGACCAACAUGCUGCGCAUCGCCAUCGAUCAGACCGGCAUCGUGCCCAACACCAACACCAAACCCGAGCGCGCCGUGUUUGUUUCUUACAGGGUACGGCAGCCCGACGUUGGCACGUACGACUCUGGGCUUCCUGACGAGCUAGACAAGCGCAUCUGGGUUCACGAGUACAACGAGACCGCCAACGCCAUGUCCGCCACCAUCGCCACCCCGCCGCUGGUGCUGGCGCUGCUGUCAGACGAGCCGCAGCAGUUCGUCAACUCCUGGGGCAUUCUGCCAAGCAGCCUGUCGCUGGACAACGCAGCGGGCGCCGGGCAGGGAGGGCUGCUGAUCACCGUGAAGAGCAAGAGCGAGGCGGAAGCGGUGGUCAGCGUGUGCAAAUUCAGCGGCAAGACGGAGGACACCUGUGAUGAUGGAGUGGAUAACGACUGUGACGGGCUCGCCGACUCGGAGGAUCCGGAUUGCGGCGGAUCGGUGGUGGUACGGCGCCCGCCACCGCCACCGCCCGUGGUCUUCAAGUCACCCCCGCCGUCGCCGUUGCCACCGCUGCCAUCGCCGCCGCCAAAGUCGCCGCCGCCAAAGUCGCCGCCGCCAGGCAAGAAGAAGUCGCCACCCCCGCCGCCGCCGAAGUCCCCGCCGCCGUCUCCACCACCCUCACCACCACCGCCGCCGUCGCCGACGCCGCCAAAAUCCUCCCCACCACCACCGUCAAACUCCUCUCCAUCGCCAAACUCCUCUCCACCGCCGAACUCCUUUCCGCCGCCGAAGAGGACCAAAUCGCCGCCGCCGCCUCCACCAAAGGUUUCACCGCCCCCUCCGAAGAAGAGCGGCUAAGACGCGACGCACCUGCCUACAUGGCUGGUAUGUCCAAUGGUUAUAUCUAUGCGGCGCUCGUCUCCAUGUAUCGAACUUGGGUAUAAACGGUCAGUUCGCCUGAGCGAUGGCCGUACUGAUGUGCUCCUUGCUCUUAGCUUGCACGGAACGGUAAAUGCGGUUAGAAUCGAUACGGCAAGGUGAUCGCCUCAUUGUGUUGAGCUGUAAAUUGAACAUGCCCACUUAGGCUUUCGGGCUGGGCACUUUGGUUACGGUCUGAAGUUUGAGGGCGUGAUCAGACAUGAUCGCACGUGCAUGUUUGUGAUGUGGAAACUGAGAUUUAGACGCUAUGGUGCCUUAUCUUGUUGAAGAAACAAAUAUGGUCCCACUUUUGCACAGCGUGCAUCUAUGCUGUGGCUUCGUGCAUCUUUGGGUGCAUUUUGCCAUAGAGGAAAGAACGAAGGCGUGAAGAUAAAUAGGUAGAGACGUGCAUCAGUAGCAGGGUUGGCAGACCAAUGCAGUAGCCUUGCUUCUUUUAUGUGCCUUGCCGGUAUCGUAGCCAGUGCUGCUCUGACAGUUUCUCGUGGUUAGUUAGGGUCACGUUUUUCGUUGCCAUGAUAGGUAUGUUAAAAGAGUUGAACACUUCCUGAGAUGGGGGUUGAGAUGGCGGACUCUCUUACAUAGCUCUCGGCUGCUUUCGGUUGCGCAGCUUUGGGGCAUUGUACAGAACACGGGUGUGUAUGACUUGACGUGGGCAAUGAAAUGCUGGCGCAACGUUGCGACUGCCGGUACCCUGCAUGCCCUUUUAACACUCAUGCUUAACGGUUUUAGGCUGUAAGGUAAUGCGCCAAGUGCAACAUCACCGGCACCAGAUUCCCAACAGUAGGCCUGCUGUAUGGAUUCUGGUACCCUACUCGGUAAAUAGACGCCUUUACCUUCCACUACAGUUAUUAACCACUCUAUCUUCUCGCACAUAUGCACGGAUGUGGGCCAGCGGUAGCUUUGAGAUUGUUGCUUGGUUGGUCCACUGGUGGUCUCAUCGAGAUGGUAUACCGGUAGCUGUCUCAUUGGCUCAGGAGACCAGUUGGGCUCCUGAGCAGCCACCAGUUGGCAUUGUAAUGCUGAUCGCACAAGCCCGCCGACACCCCAGAAUGCCACCUAGUUGUUCCUAGGCGAUGGAAGGCCUGGGCGGAGUGUUUCAGUGCGCGGGAAAGAAUGAGGCGGCAUAGGGAAGACCAAUGAAAGACGACG
Molecule: messenger RNA, 3669 nt
Organism: Astrephomene gubernaculifera
Lineage: Eukaryota; Viridiplantae; Chlorophyta; Chlorophyceae; Chlamydomonadales; Astrephomenaceae
Source: the annotation of a GenBank genome assembly